UGUGCGCACAGCAUUCAGGUGUUGCACUACGGCCAAUGUCAAGUAGUUCGCAAAUAUCAAAUAUGGCUUCAGCACUUACGUUUGGGAUUACGGAUCAUGUUGUCUUCGUGCUUAUGCUGUGCGCCUCGCUGGCCAUUGGCGUCUACUUUGGGUUCUUCUCCAAGGCCAAAAACACCACCGAGGAGUAUCUGCGGGGCAGCAAGAAGAUGCAAACACUGCCCAUAGCCAUUUCAUUGGUGGCCAGUCAACUCUCUGGCAUUGCCAUCAUGUCCGUGCCAGCCGAGACAUAUACGUUCGGCAUCAACUACGUUUUUAUGGUGUUGUCCAUGGUGGUUGUUGUGCCCGUGCUGAUCUAUGUUGUAGUGCCAGUCUUCUAUGAGAACAAUGUCUCCAAUUGUUAUGAGUACCUGGAAAUGCGUUUCGGCAAGCUCAUGCGACAGGUGAUAACAGCAACGUUUUUGCUAAACGCGUGCCUCAUGCUGCCCGUGUAUAUGUUCAUACCCUCUCUGGCAUUUUCGCAAGUGACCGGCAUAAAUAUUCAUCUGAUCAAUAUCAUGGUCUGCUCGAUAUGCGUUGUCUACACCAUGUUGGGCGGCAUCAAGGCCGUUGUCUGGACAGAUGUGGUGCAGGGCGCCAUCAUGCUGAUCUCGGUGCUAUUGGUCGGAGUGCUGGGCACCAUGCAAGCAGGAGGACUUAGCUCGGUGCUUGAGAGCGCCAACAAUGGAGGACGACUGAACGUUGACUACAGGUUGGAUCCUCGCAUACGCAUGACAGUCUGGAAUUGCUUCACGGGAGGCUUCUUUAUGUGGUUGGGUCACAUUGGCUUCAAUCAGAGCUGCGUGCAGCGCAUUGUAGCUUUACCCUCGUAUGCGCAUGCCAAAGUAUCUCUCAUAAUUGCGGGAUUUGGAAUUGUAAUAAUCAUGUCCAUGAUGAGCUUCACUGGAAUCAUUAUGUUUGCACGCUAUUCCGGAUGUGACCCCAUGCUCGCUGGCCUGGUCAGCAAACCAGACAAAAUGAUGCCCUUCUUCAUUCAGGACAUAAUGGGUAAGCUGCCGGGCAUGCCCGGCAUUUUCAUCUCGUGCGUCUUCAGCGCUGCGCUGAGCACGCUCUCUGCGAAUCUCAACUCGCUCGCUGGCGUCGUUUACUUUGAUUACAUUAAGCCAUUCAUACGGCACACGGAGGCUCGAGCCAAUGCCACGAUGAAGGUGGUCAUUGUCAUCAUAGGCAUUUACUGUGUCUUUGGGGGCCUCUUGGUGCAGAACUUUAACUCCAUAAUACAGACUGUGCUGAGCAUCACGGGCAUCAGCACGGGAGCCGUGAGCGCUGCGUUCCUCUUGGGCAUGUUCUGUCCGCGAGUGAGCAGCAAGGCAGCCAUAUCGGGCAUUAUAUUUAGCAUCGCUUUCAUGGUAGUCAUCAUUAUAAAGUCCCAGAUGCACUUCAAGGCCGGCAUCAUCAAGUACGAUAUCCUGCCCAAUAGCCUGGACCAAUGCGAGGCCAAGAAUUUGCAUACGAUUCUAAAUGCAAUCCACAGCAACAACAACACAACCCCAGUGACUGUGAUUGAGAAACCAACUGUGCCACCUUUGGUGACAGGCGCCUUUGGCAGCAAUCGUGACUUUUCCAUAUUCGAUAUAUCCUUUUACCUGUACAAGUUCCUGGGUCUGAUCCUCACGUUCCUCAUCGCCGUGCCCAUGAGCUACAUUUGUAAGCAGGACAAACCCGAAUCGCUAAAUCCAAAGCUGUUCACGCCCUUCAUAAGGAAAUUCCUACCUCGGAAUCUUGUGCUGGAAUUGGAGGAGUUGCCACUCAAGGGGGUCAAGGAGUUGCCACUAAAGGACGACUCGGAGUCAAAUUUGAAAAAUAGUGUUAAAUUUGAUGCCCAAUUUCGAGAUUAGCAUUUGUACUAAAU
Messenger RNA from Drosophila navojoa, 1909 nucleotides. RefSeq names its product sodium-coupled monocarboxylate transporter 2. NCBI's taxonomy places the organism in Eukaryota, Metazoa, Arthropoda, Insecta, Diptera, Drosophilidae. Gene Ontology annotation, cellular component: membrane. Gene Ontology annotation, molecular function: symporter activity. Gene Ontology annotation, biological process: sodium ion transport; transmembrane transport. The record is from RefSeq and is a predicted model, not a curated record.